AUGGAGUUCAUCGGCGUUGGGCUUGGCAUGCUCUUCAAUUCCAUCUUGCCGCAGCUUAAGCAAAAGAUGAAGGAAUCAAAGCUAAAGAAGAUUGCCAUCAAUAGUGACAUUGAGGAUUUCAGGAGGGAGGCCGAAUUGCUGCAAUCUCGACUUGAAGAUGGCUACUCCCGGCAUGAAGGUGCCCACAAAGCCAAGCUGCUGGUGAUCAAUGGGAAUCUCAAAGUCUUGUGUCAAGAUACGAACGACUGCAUCCACCGGUUCCUGCGAAGGGGAUCUAUGGAGAGCUGCACGGACUUCGCAAAGAAGAUCAAAAGAUUCAAAGAAAAAGUCUACAAACUAAGCAAGCACACCAGAGAACUCAUGGAUUCGUUCAAAGAGCAGCACCUUGAACGCCCUUGUCAGUAUGUUACUUCCAGCGAGUUCGUGGGCAGGCAUGAACGCCUUGCUGAGCUGCAGGAGCUUGUACAUGAUCUACCCAGCUGCAAGCAGGAGGAGCCCAAGGUGAUCUCAAUCGUUGGCUUUGCUGGCCUAGGCAAGACCCUUCUUGCCAACGAAUUCUAUAAUAGCAAGGAAGCCCUCGCGAAAUUCCAUCACCGGGCCUGGGUUACUGACGCUGGCAGCCAUGAGGAGGUUGUCAAGAACAUACUCAUGGAAAUUGACAAAGGAGGCAACCAUGCUGAGGAUGCCCUGGACCUCCAGCGCCUCUGCCACAGCCUGCGGAAUUUCCUAAAAACGGCCACUGAGUACUUAAUUGUAAUCGAUGACAUGAAGAGGUGGAAGAUGUGGAACGAUAUAAAAUAUACCUUCAAGAAUGUGAAAGGCAUAGUCCUUGUGACGACAACCAUUCAGGAAGUAGCUAACACUUGCAGCCAAGGCACUAAUGGUUAUGUGUACAGGUUGUCACCCCUUGAUAAGGAGGAGUCUUUAAAGCUGUUCACAAUAGAAUGUGGUCAUAAAGGGGAUCCCGGUCAUGCAGAUUCUCAUUAUGCAAAAGAAGUAUUGAAGAAAUGUGAUGGUCUACCACUUGCUAUAGUCGAUGUGGCCAAUUAUUUGCAGAGUCAGGGAGUGUUGACAAGUAGUCGAUGUAAUGAUGCUUGCAGAGAUCUUGGUGCCUUUCUGGUACAAGUGGAUGACUGCAAGUUGGAACGAAUGCAAUCGGUGCUUAUGAAUAUAUACACCGGUCUGCCUGGUGCUCUCAGAUCCUGCUUGCUAUAUUUUUGCAUGUACAAGAAAAACAUAGCUGCAGUCCCCAAGAGGAAUUCUCUGAUGUGGCGAUGGCAAGCCGAAGGAUUUGUUGAUGUAAAAACUGGAUGUGAAUAUUUGAAUACCCUCAUCAACCACAAUAUCAUUCAGCCCAUGGAAGUAGGCACAAAUGGAGCUGCAAGGAGAUGCCGUCCUCCUGGAAUGGUGACCGAGUACAUUUCCCAGAUUUCCAAGUCCGAGAAUUUCGCUGCUUCGGGGUCUGAUCUAGUAGAAACGCCAAACAGUCGCAUCCGACGGCUUUCUUUGGACCCUGGCAGUGCUAAAGAUGAAAGAAUAAUUUCGGGCAUGGAAUUAAGUAUAGUGCUGACCAUGGCAGUUUCAGGAGAAGGAUGCAAAGAAAUUCUUGAUUUCAAAAGGUAUGAGCUAAUUGCAGUUUUGGAUCUGAAAGAAUGUACAAACCUGGACGAAAGUCAUGUCAUACAUAUAUGCAACCUGGUGCUCCUGAAAUACCUCAGCCUCGGGGACAGUAUAGAUGAGAUACCCAAGGCAAUAGCGAACCUGGUACUGUUAGAGACACUGCAGAUGAGGAGGACAAGAGAAACAGUAUUGGUGCAUAGACAAGUCUUGGAGCUACCCAACUUAAAACAUCUCCUUGGAAACUUCAAGCUUAAAACAAAGCCAGAUAAAGAGCUAUGUGAUUUCUUGGAGAAAAAGAGUGUCCUAGAGAUGAUUACAGGUUUUGUGACAGAAACUAGCAAAGGAUUUCCGAAUCUGAUGUGCCAUAUGAUGCAGUUGAGGAAGGUGAAAAUAGUUUGCGAUGCCAGUGUCGACCAAGAAAAUGUCAGAGACAAGAAGGGCAAGCAAACAGAUGACAAUGACAAGGAUCUUGCAAGGGCGAUCAAGGAAUUCAUUCAUAGAGGCUCAGAUACCCUCGGCUGUUCCCUAUCAAUGGACUUCGGGAAUGACGCCGGGCCUGUUAGGAUGGCACCACCCCUGGAAUUCCUAAAAUGUUCCGGCAGUCUUGACUCUCUCAAAUUGCGCGGCGGCUGGGGAACAUUCCAUCUGCCUCCUGAACCGUUUACAACAAUAACUGGUAUUACGAAGCUGUGCCUUUCACACACUUGCAAGAGCGGGGAAGAUAUCCUUGCCACUUUGACUGAUAUGAUUACACUGGAAUAUCUGAAGCUGGAAGAAGUAAAUCUGGGGCCCCUAAGGAUAGAAUCAGGAACUUUCCGAAGACUGAUGAGGUUAUGCCUCAUGGGCGAGACAAGCAGCAAGCAAGGCGAGGGUAUUACAAUCCAACAUAAAGCUCUGUCCAGUCUUGUCUCACUUCAUCUCAUCUCUAAAGCUCCCAUCUUUAUAGUUGAAAAGCCUCCCAACGGGCCAGAGCCUCAGGUUAGAGACCAGAUCACUGUAGUUGAUGCCCACAUCUCUAAAGGUAAUAAAAGUAAAGGCAAGGAAGUCCAGUUUCCGAUUGGGGCAGAGCCUCACGUUGGAGACCAGAUCUCUCAAUCUGAAGAUAAACAAGUCAAGCUUCACAUGGGAUGCCUCGGAUGCCUCGAGGAAAUCGCACUCGACUCUGGAGUCACACCAACCAUGCACGAUGCCUGGAAAAGAGCUGCAAAGGGGCAUCCUAACAGGCCUGGCGUUCUGUUGAUUCACAAGGCCGCUCGUAUUCCUCCCAGUUCCAAUGCAUAA
This is a messenger RNA of Triticum turgidum subsp. durum (durum wheat), 2901 nucleotides long. Lineage: Eukaryota; Viridiplantae; Streptophyta; Magnoliopsida; Poales; Poaceae. The record is from the annotation of a GenBank genome assembly.